AUGUCUGACAAGCGUGUCCGCCCUGCUCCUGACUCCGAAGACUCGGAGUCAGACUCGCCCACCGGGAAGCUCCUCCGACUCGAGUCCGAGAGCGAGGGCGAUGAGGCGUCCCGAGCUCCGCUCUCCCUCUCGUCUGAUGACGAGUGGGAGGUAGUGGAAGGGAGGCGUAAGUGCCGCUCCCGGGUUACGCACGCCGCCACUGCUUCCUCGGCCGCUCCCACCAACGCCCCCCUCCGCGGCACACACCCACCAGUCACCACCGCUGCUUCCACCUCUGCAUCGGCCGCUCCCUCUGCUCUGACCACCGCCCUGCCCUGCGGCCCACGCCCACUGUCCUCUACCAACGCCACAGGCACUGCUCAAGCGACCGCGCUGCCACCCUCGCACCCCGAGUCUGCUGCUUCCCGCCACACUGCUCCCACUCCAACCAGCCCCAAGGUCCUCAUUCCUCCGACGGCGGGAUUCGACUCGGCGCUCGACCUGGCGGAAGCCCUCGAGGAGCAGCUCGGGGCCCGCCUGCAACUGAAAUUCCAGGAGUCGGGUUGCGUUAUCGCCACCCCGCCCUCCGAGGAAGCCCUUCGCACCCUCUUGGAGACAACAACGGUGCACGGGAAACCUGUGCUCUUGCGUCAGGUGGGCGACGCAACCACCAAGGGCGUGGUAGCGUCUUACCCGGUGGUCAUGCCUCUCAAGGCCCUCCUCCGCCACCCGGACGUCCUAUCCGCCGACAGGUGUCAGUCACGAGACGGGCUGGCCACCAGGCAGGCAACACUGGCUUCGCCCGCCCACUUCCCCAGCCUCCCGCCACCGAGUGCCUCUCGGACCCCCACCACGGUCCCCAACCCAACCCCUGCCCCGCCCCCAGGCCGAGCCGCCAGGGCUGCCCCAACCUCUUCACCCGUCCUCCCAGCCGCUCCAGCAGCUACCUCAGGCCCCGCACAGCGAGGCCGCCGCGCUCCCGCCCCCCUGCCACAGCGCCCUCCACGCCGGCGCAACCGGCACCGACAAGCGCCACCACGCCCGCAGACUCCACCUCCCGGAUGCGUGAUUGUCACCAAAGACACCCUGGAGGGGAUGUUCACAAGCUUCGCCCUGGCUCUAACGUCCCUCUUGCAGCUGACCCCGGACAAGGCGGCCCUUCAGGCGAUUGCAAGGGCAACCGUGAAGGAACACUUCCCCACGGUUGCAGAGUCGACAACGGCCCCUGCUCCACCCUCGGAGCCGCGGACCCCCGACACCCCCUCGGCCGUAAUUCCGACUCCCGAGAUGCCUCCUCCCCUACGGGUGACGGAAAUGGAGCACGACGCGCCGGAGCAGGCAACUCAACCCGCCCUACCACCAGUAAAGGCCGUGCAGUGGUCCAUCGGGCGCUCCACCCCGGCAUCCCGCACCCAGUCGCACAUCCCGGUCAGAAUGGUGCCGACACGCUCUCGCCUCCCGCUGCCCGAGCGCAAGGCGCUACCGAAGCGCCGCGGCCCGACGCCCACGCUGACAGCGGCCCCCGUAACAACCCCAGAGGCGUCCGAGAGGAACGAACUCUAA
Eriocheir sinensis (Chinese mitten crab) is the source of this 1542-nucleotide messenger RNA. Its product is annotated as proteoglycan 4-like. Lineage: Eukaryota; Metazoa; Arthropoda; Malacostraca; Decapoda; Varunidae. The transcript has 2 exons. Bases 1 to 1542 code for a protein of 513 amino acids. The record is from RefSeq and is a predicted model, not a curated record.